This is a messenger RNA of Protopolystoma xenopodis, 234 nucleotides long. The record is from the annotation of a GenBank genome assembly. Lineage: Eukaryota; Metazoa; Platyhelminthes; Monogenea; Polystomatidea; Polystomatidae.
AUGGAGACCAACUACGUAAAGCACAAUUCUGAGGCUUCGCUGCAGCAGCUGACAGCCAAAUUGGCGGAAAAGGAGAAAUCUAUGCGCGACGAGAUAGAACAGCUUCGUGUUCGGCUCGACGAAGAGACGAGAGCAAACGUCGAGUCUAGCGCCUUUUUGCACGGCGAGAUAGCAAGGCUGAAAGAGGUGAGAUCGCCGGAACCGAAAAAAAAGAGAUUUACAGUUUUUCAAUAA